Molecule: messenger RNA, 4491 nt
Organism: Spodoptera litura
Lineage: Eukaryota; Metazoa; Arthropoda; Insecta; Lepidoptera; Noctuidae
Product: monocarboxylate transporter 14
Biological process (GO): monocarboxylic acid transport; transmembrane transport
Molecular function (GO): monocarboxylic acid transmembrane transporter activity
Source: RefSeq, a predicted model, not a curated record
GUUUAGUACACUCGCAACCGGUGACGGAGGCACGCGUCAACGCGUUCGAUAACAAAUUGCGGACAUCAAUAAAUAAAUAAAAAAAAACUUUAACACAAAUGUGCCAAAGGAACUUUAUUCCAGUUUUAAAAACUUUACGUGUUUAAAAAAGGACUAAAAGCGCGCGAGUGUGUGUUAGACGCGUUCGUAUGGAUCAUAACUAGCCGGCGAUACGGAGCAUUCCAAAUAAUUCGUAUUGGUCAAGGUCCGUAUAAAGAUUGGCGAAUAUUGGUGUGAAAUUGUGCGGUUUCGUAUCCUGAUUCACGUGUUCCAUAGGAUUGAAACACGAUGAAGCAACGAGUGGCGACGGAUGAGCGGCCCUUUAAAACGGGAUCCACUGAUGAAACCCCCAGUGAAGAGGAACCAGCAGCAGCUUUGGUCGUACCUCCAGAUGGCGGUUGGGGAUGGGUCGUCAUGAUUGCAUCCUUCUGCUGCAAUUUCAUGGUGGACGGUGUUAUCUUAUCCAACGGAGCCAUACUUCCAGCCAUUAGAAAAGAAUUUAAUGCGACUGAAAUCGAAGUGGCUCCGAUCAACUCCUUGCUUGCUGGAUUUUACCUUCUUCUUGGACCUAUUGCCUCGGCCUUGGCAAACAAAUACGGAUUCCGAAAGGUGACUAUCCUAGGGAGUUUGAUCUCCGCAGCUGGCUUCGCUAUCUCCUACUACGCCACUAGUCCUCAAUAUCUGUACGUUACUUAUGGAGUAAUCGGAGGAUUUGGAGUAUGUCUGAUAUUCAUGCCGGCUGUGCUGACCGUCGGAUUCUACUUCGAGAAAUGGAGGGCUCUCGCCACAGGAAUAGCUCUCUGCGGCUCAGGAGUUGGAGUCUUUGUCAUGUCGCCCAUCACCAAGUCGCUUGUUGAUAAUUAUGGUUGGAGGAUGACGAUCUUCAGUCAGUCCGGUAUGAUGUUGUUGUGUAUCCUUUUUGGAUUAACCUUCAAACCAAUCGAGCCAGUACAUGUUGUAGUAGAAGAAGAAGCCGCGACAUCUGAAGAAGAUGAAGUGGAACGUAAAAAAAUAGCGGCGGAGAAGUUAGCGGAGAAGAAUAUGAUGAAACUCGAAAACAGACUCGACUCCGGCAUAAGAAUGCCACCUGACAUGAAAUUCGCAACCAAAUCCAGCCCUCACACAUGGAUGGGCGUUUCUAAUAACACGCGUUACCCCACAGCAGAAGAGGUCUUCCGUGGAAGCAGUACAUACAUAAAUGGUCAGCGACGAUCCUCCGCUACUGCAGGAACGAUUAAAAGUAAUCUGGGACCUAAACCCGUUUAUGCCACGGUCAGCGAAAAAGACGAACAAGAAGACUCUAACACUACUCCUGACAAGGCAACUCAACCUUUGAUUGGAUCAGUACUCCGAGUCAUGUCUCGCAACGACUUUAGUCAGCAACGCCGCUCAACAGCUGACUUGGUUGCCAGACCCCUGUACCGUGAAGACAUCUUUUUCGGAGCUAGUUUGGCCAGACUUCCUCAAUAUACGUCACGAACAUCUCUUGGAUACCAUUUGGCUGUAACACACGUACCGUCACCUGAAGACGCAAAGGAAGAAGAAACAAAGAAAUGCCGAAUUUGCCCAGUAGCCGUGCGCAGAGCUUUGGCCACCCUCUUGGACGUCAGCCUAUUCAAGUCUGUAACUUUCGUGAUUCUGGCUCUCAGUGGUUUCUUCACAAUGACUGGUUUCUUUGUGCCCUUCGUGUACGUGCAAAAUAGAGCGCGUGAAAAUGAUGUACCACCCGAGGCUAUUGAAUGGUUGGUGUCUUCGAUUGGAGUAGCAAACAUUGUUGGACGAUUGGUAUGUGGACUGGUGUCAUCCAUGCCAAAGGUGUCCCCGUUGUUGGUCACCAACAUUGCUCUCACCAUGGGCGGUCUUGCUACUAUGCUUAGUAACUUGUGCUUCGACACCUACUUCCAGUACGGAUACUGCGUCAUAUUCGGUCUUUCUGUGGCUUGCUUCGCUGCUCUGCGUUCCAUCGUCGUUGUUGAAUUCCUUGGACUCGAACGAUUGACCAACUGCUUUGGCCUUUUCCUCCUCUUCCAAGGAAUUGGUGCUUUAAUCGGUUCACCAAUUGCUGGAAUGCUGUACGAUGCCACAAAAAGCUAUGCUAUAUCAUUCUAUGUAUCCGGGGCAUUUAUACUCCUAUCAGCAGUUAUGUGCUAUCCUAUCAAUAGGAUUAGCAAGUGGGAGAAGAAACGCGCUGAAGAGAAUGAGAAGUUGAAGAGCACUGUCCCAACAAGUUUAGUCGACAAAGUAUAACCGAAGACACAAAUUGUUGCGGACAACACAUUGGUGCCAAAUGGACUCUAUUGAAAAAUAGUUCAAGCAGUUUGGUAGCUGCCGGAUGAGUGUGUGAACGAAGCAUAGGUAGCUGGCAUUCAAAUGUACCGUCUGCCGAAGAAUGAGUGUGCACUAAUGCAUGUGAUGAAUAAUAAAUUAUGUAUCUGCAUAGUGUGAAUACCAGCCUUAUUCCCGUAUUCAUGAAUGACCUUAAAUGUAAGUGAAUGCACUCGCCGCCAUUGUAAUGGUUUAACAUUGCCUUGGCGCAUUCGUUCAUGAAUAUGGAAAUUAAUAUUCUGUAAGACUCGGAUUUUUUAUUCUACAUUUAUUUACAAAAUGUACUAGUGUUAUUUUAGUUGUAUCGAUAAAAUUUGGAGAGAUCAAGUUACAUGUAAUGAAUAAUUUAAUUAAUGUUUACAGUCCUAAAUAUGUACCUCGAAUACGAAAUUAUCAAUUAGAUACAUUCCCAUAGUUAAGGAUUGGCCAAAUCCAGUGAAUUUUGCAUGCAAGGAGAUAUUUUUUGAACGAAGAAAAAAUGAAGGAAACUUGUAGACACUCUUCCUAUAGACCUUACAUGAUUAUGUUCCCUGUAUUGAGUUUUUGUAUCCUUUGACCAGUCCUUAAAUCUUUGUCAAAACUGCAAGAGUUAUUUGCUUUUGCAAUAAUUCGAUUAAGUCAGAUAAAUGCAUUUAAAAUAGGUUUAGAGGUUUUAAAAGUACAAAGACUCGAAAUAUACAUAUUAUAGUUUCGCAGUUUUGUCUCAAUUAGAGCCCAUUGAAGGAGAUCUGAAGCCAAAAUAUACUUAAAAUUUUAGUUGUGUUACAUUUAACUAGAUAAUGUUGCGUGUGCCUAGUUAUUCUAAUGCCCAAAUACUCAAACGCCUCUCAAUGAUGCAUGGGUGCCGGCAGAACUAUUUUUAGAGAACGAAUUUUUAUCUAGCGUCUCUCCAUAUAGGAAUUUAAAAUAAGCCUGACUAAUACCUCGCCUUUUGUAUAUAGCCUAUUGUAAAUAGAGCUAUAAUCCAGUUGUAAGAACUCCAUUAAUCUGCUGUCCAUUAUUUAAUCUUCAAAUAUUUUUGGGAGAUAGGCAAAAGGGUUCGAGAAUAUUAUUAUUUCUGUCUAAACAUUAAGGUAUUUUAAAUACUGCUGGCACCAUGUAUUCCAUGUAAUGAUGUUACGUUAAUUUUGUGUUCUGUCGCUACAGAAAAGUGGCAGAGAGACUUUGACUAAAUCGCAACUUAAAAUUGAGUAGUGUUUCAGUGUUCCAGGCGUAAGUGGUGCAUAAUAUAAGACUACUAUUGUAUAGAUUAAUUCGUUUUAAUGGUUUACUGUUAAUCAGUAGGUACCUAGGUACUAAAUAUGUGACGACUGAUGACGAAAGAAUGAAGGGUUGAAAUUUUUAGCAAUCGUGCCUUAUCGUGUGAACUAACUUUAUUUUUCUGGAAAUAUUUCUAUUUACGUAAACAAAUUAAACUCUCGAUAGUUAUUGUUAUUAUUGAAGAUGUUUUAUUGUAAAUAAAUUGGUAAUAUUUUUCCAAAUAAUUGCACAAUAAGUACAUGCAAUGAUUGUAGGUAAUAUGUUACUAACGUAUUUUAUUUAGUUUAAGGACUAUUACUGUGGCUGUGGUCUUGUAGCGUAUGUAUAUGCUUAAAUUGUGUACCUAAUUAAGAAAUCAUAGUCAUUAAAUUUCGAAACUUUAUCUACAUAUCAAAUUUUUGUUUGGUCUGCCCAUUUUUGUGGCAAUGGUUUUAUUUAUUGCAAUCAUAGAUUAUGAUUACCUAUACCUAGUUUCGUAGAUACAUUUUUGUGUAUAAUGACAUGAAUUUGUUAUGAUGCGAAUAUACUUAUACACGUACUUAACUAUUCCUUCCAUUUUGUAAAGGACCGAGUACUUCCAAAAGUACAAUGUUGUUUAUAAAUAAGAAUUUGUGAGAUUUUGUGACGGUGACUAUGAUUUUUGAGUUGUUUUUUUUAUUUAUCGAUGCCACAGUGCCAUAUAGAGUAAACAUUAUUUAAGGAAUUAUCAAUAAGAACGCGUAUGGACUAUUGUCUUGCCGUAAAUCAUGACAACGUACAAAUUGUCAAUUGAAAUGUGUCCAUUUAAUAACUGUUUUAUGACAAAUAGUGUGUAUACACUAUAGUCUUCCUUGGCCCUUUUGAAAUACACGAUAUUUGCCAAAUAAA